Messenger RNA from Nicotiana tabacum (common tobacco), 1074 nucleotides. The record is from RefSeq and is a predicted model, not a curated record. Lineage: Eukaryota; Viridiplantae; Streptophyta; Magnoliopsida; Solanales; Solanaceae.
AUGGGUACUCAGUCGCAGCAGCAGGGUUCUCGCGCUAUGGUUCAGAAUUACAUGAAUGAUCCAAUUGCCAAGGAAAAAUCUGAAUAUUUCACACUUGGAGACUUGUGGGAUUGUUAUGAAGAAUGGAGUUCAUAUGGUGUUGGUGCUUCUAUUGCUCUAAAAAAUAAUGAGAAUGUUGUGCAAUACUAUGCUCCUUGCUUAUCAGCCAUCCAAAUCUAUACCAUCAAAUCUCCAACCAUACUUAGAAACUUAUCAGAAAACCAUGCUAUUGAUGGACUUGAUCUUGAGCUGGAGUCAGUGAGUGAAGUAAGUGGUAGUGAAAAACUCUCAAGGACUUCCAGCAAUAACUCAACAGACUCCACUUUUGAGCCUGCGGAGGGUUCAAGAGAUCCUCUUUCGGGAUCAGUCUCAUCCCGAGAUGUAGUAGUUAAUCAACAAAACGUUCAAAGAAGCUAUGCAUCUUCAAUGAAUGUUAACGAAAAUCGCCUUGGCUAUAUGUAUUUUCAACAUUCUGAAAUUGCCUCUCCGUGUUGGAGAAUUCCCUUGGUCGAGAAGAUAUAUGAAUUUAGUGAGAAGCAUCCAGGACUUCAGACACUGAAGAGCGUUGACUUGUCUCCUGCAAGUUGGAUGGCUGUUGCUUGGUACCCAAUCUACCAUGUACCAAUGAAGGGAAUUACCAAAAAUAUAUCGACAUACUUCCUUACUUAUCAUACAUUAUCAGCAUCAUUUCAAGAUGACUUUGAUGAUGACAUAUGUAAAGAUCUUCCUAUUGAAAAGAAAGAAAAAGGUGGAAUUCCUCUUCCACCUUUUGGGCUUGUACCAUACAAGAUGCAAGAUGACAUUUGGUUAAAUAAAACACAAGCCUAUGAAAAAUUCAAUGAUCUUUAUAGUGCUGCUGAUUCUUGGCUAAAGCAGCUUAACUUUAACCACCAAGAUUUCAAAUUCUUCACCUCAAAUUCCUAUAAUAUGGACCAUGUCUUUUUAUAUUGAACUUAUUUAAAGUCAAGGUCAUGUUAUAUUUUUUAUUUGAUGUUGUAUUAUCAUUUGAGAACUUAUUUUAAUUGUAACAUUUUU